AUGCAGCAGGACCGAGUCAAACAAGGUACAACCAGGGGCCUGUCUGUCUGUCUGUGUACGAAGACAGGUUGUUCUGUUGUCACAGUGCCUGCCGAUCUUAUGCCGCUCUUCAACUUUCGCUCUGAUGAAUUUACUAACAUACAUGGUAGCUGGAAGCCUGCACGGAUCUCGAAGGUGGCAUGGCUGCAAGGCGAUGGAGGCAACCUCUGGCCUGUUGCAUAUGGACUGGAGUCGCUAGACAACAGUGCAUACGCACACAGAGAUAGUGGGUUAGCAGCGGUAGAUAGCAGGUGGUUAUCGAGACUGCUGGUCUCUGACUAUGCUGCAAUUGGUACAGCAAUCAAUACCAUGUACCGGUUGCAAUUUGCAGCAGACUACAUGAUUAUCAGGAGAUGCGACCACUACCGAAGUUGA
Messenger RNA from Fusarium pseudograminearum CS3096, 414 nucleotides. RefSeq lists its product as uncharacterized. The record is from RefSeq and is a predicted model, not a curated record. The transcript has 8 exons. Bases 1 to 414 code for a protein of 137 amino acids. Lineage: Eukaryota; Fungi; Ascomycota; Sordariomycetes; Hypocreales; Nectriaceae.